GAAUUCUUAGUGGUCUAAGGCAGACAUGUGGAUUUAUGGUUAUGGAGACAGAAGUAGCUGGGGUUUCUUUGUACAGAAAGAGUGAUGUAAAAAAACAAGAAAGACGUAGUUGUACAAUCCCAGAACGUGAGGCUAAAGUAACCUAUGGCAGUAAAAUCUGAGGCCGGAAUUAGAGGAGUAUAGAAUCUCAGGAAUGUAGACCAGAGGAGAUUAUAGAGAUAGAGCGGGGGAAGUCCAUGAAGGGAUUUGAAAACAAGUAUGAAUAAAACAUCUUAAAUAUUUCUUAACGAACAUAUGAAAGUAUUCAAUGAAACAGCAGAUUGAUUAAGCCGGAUGAAGAUUGUGUGUGUCAGCAAACCCCCUACAAGGUGUUUCUCAGUCUGAUGCAAAAACAACUCCCAGAAGCGUUUCUUUAAAAAAAGAAAAUAAAACUUGUCUUGUGAUUUGGAAAUCCGAGAAAACUUCAGUUUUGGAUCGCUCACCUACGGAUUGGGUGAAUUGCGAGCUAUUACAUGUUUGAAUUCCGGGUGCGUAAAUUCUGAAAGAAGUGAGCCACAUGACUUGGGUCUCUGGUGAUUCACUGGUCAAAGACUAGGCUGCAGAGUAAAACCUAAGAAAUUCGGUGGUUUGCAGAUAAGGAUUUAAUUAUCAGUUUUGUGAUUGGAGAGAGAUAUGAAGCCAGGUGUUCGGGGAAGGGAUUUGUAUAUGGCAAGCUACAGAGGAAUUUGAGCAGUCCCUACUGUCAGAUUGAAAGCCACUUCUUCCUCGCUACUGUGAGAAGCAGGAACUUGUACAGAUGGAGAAAGAUAUGGAGAGGUUGAAACAGCUAGCGGGGCAUGCUGUGCCCCCUCAGUGUAAAGUGGCCCCUCCACAAGCAGGGUGUGAAAAUGCCACGAGCCAGCCUGUGGAAUCCCAGGAGCAGGAGGACCCAAAUUCCGCAGCUCUGGAAUGUCUGGAAAAGGAGUUUUCCAAUUACCUCCGCUCGCUUCCAAAUCUCUCGCAGGAAGAGAGACAGAAAGUGUGGAAUGGGCUUAUCUCUCAAUUCCUGCAGGUCUUUGACGACGACUCAAGUAGUUGGAUAAUGAUGUUCCCGAGUGUUUUGCCAUUCUCCACUGAAGCCUCUAAGGUGUUGGUGCAAACAAUCAAACAGAAACUAGAUGGCAAAGUAGGAGAUGAAGCCCGAUUCAUUGUUGAAGAGUUCCUCCAAUGGAAACAAGAUACAGGAAGCAGUGAGGGUUGGCAGUUGCUGAAAACAAUUCAGCUAUUAACCGUAGCUGACUCGGAAAUACUGAGAUGUAUUGUGAAAACAGGACUGCACUUAAUUCUUUUAAAAUGUUUGCACCUUUUUGCUUUCUCAUCCAAAAGAGGGUCUGAAAAAAUGGAAUCGCAGACACAGGAUACCAGCACAAUAUUUCAGGAAACUGUAACCCAUAUCAUGCUGCAUUUGUGCAGCCAGGUCUCUGCUGUUGAGGCAAUGGUACAAACUGAUGACCUGAGGUGUCUGAUUUCAGCAGUGGCCUCCCAAUGGGCCCAGUGCAACUCGUCCUGGAGAAUAUAUACAGGUCAUGUGCUGAAGGCCAUAUCUAAAACACCAACUAAAAAUAUCGUCAGAUAUUUACACGACAGUGAUUGUAUAACGAAGUGCAUUCAGAGUUUAUCUGCAAUGGCAGACAAGUCAUUGGUCUAUGAUGCAGCUCAAGCAGCAGUGCAUGUGCUUUGCUUUGUGAAAGACUCGUAUCAAGUGUCUGCAGAGCUACUUGCUGAUUUUGAACGUGCUGAUGGCUAUCAACUGUUAACCACCCUGCUCCUUGGGUGCGAUAAGGAACUGGAGAAACAAGAAGAAAAAUCCGUGGAAGAAUUGGUGGAUUUUUUGAGUUCUCUCACGAUCUAUGGUCAGAAAGAAUUGAAGGUCACACCCUGUAUUGCAGGUUCACAGUUCGCAAAUUUUAAGUUUCAACAGCCAACAAAGUCAGAUACAACUGUGAAAAACCUCCAGGCUUUCAAAGUCUUGCAAUUCAUAUUUCUAAAAGCCACCAGUUCCUGCAUCUCAUCAAUGAUCCUGAACAGCAUUAAAAAGAUCUGGAGUUGGGACAGAGCCAAUUUCUUCCUGUUGGAAUGGACACAGCAGACACUCUUUCAGUUCGCUGAGGUGAUAUACCAUAAGUCACGGCCGGUGCAGAUGCAGUAUUUUCAGAUGCUGCGGUGUGUUGUUAUCGAUAUGUCUUACAUUCCCCAUGAAGUCUUUUCGAGAGUGCAGGCCAUAAUCCGAGAGAACCUUUCUCCUGCCUGCGCCCUGUUGGCACUCGAGUGUGUGCUGGACAUUGCCAAACAUGACCCAUUGCUCACUGUCGUGUUCAGAGAGACGAGGCUCCUGGAAAUGCUCCUGACGCAGCUUCAGAGAUAUGGAAAAAUGCUGAGGAAAGCAGGGAACAAGGCACCUUCCAGUGAGCAGCAGCACCAGAGAGAAGCCUCAUGCCUGAUGUUAAAAGUUUUGGCCGUUAUGCUUCAAGGCUCUGUGAAAAACAUUGUGAUUCUCCGAGAAUAUGGAAUGGUUCCCUACAUCAAAAUUUUUCUCGAUGACCAGUUCUAUCGAAGUCAUGCACUGAGCAUCUUGGAGCAGCUGUUUAUUAUGAAUGCGGAGGAGUAUAUGCGCGUAGUCAUUGGAGUGUUGUGCUCAGCAACUCAGACAGAAUUAGUGCUGAAACUCGACCUUCUGCAGUCCCUUUUAAAUGUGCUGGGAAUGCCUAAAGCUCGGGCUGCGUUCAGGACUGCUGGUGGAUUCAAUGCACUGCAGUCAGUGCUGGCAGACAUGGAAGGCGCGUUAUGUGAUCCACCUUCAGGCAAUUGGGCUGCGGUGGAUCAGAAUGACAUCUGGGACCUCAUCCAGACAACUCUGUGUACUCUUACUGCUGCAAUGUACUCUGACCCCGUCAAUAGUCACUUCUUCAGGACUCAGGGCCAGUUCGACAAAAUGACAGAAGACCUCCGGCUUUUCGGUUGCUUCAGCGGCGAAGGAGGGCCAUUAAAAUGCCCCCUGGACACCGGUGCCUGCAGAAAGUUUGAGCAGUUUCUGUCUUUAGCUCAUGAUCCAACAGAGGACAAUUGGCCCUCUUUGAGGAAAUGUAUCAAACUCUUUGAUUUUCUGGACAGGAUGGCUAAAGGCACCUUGUCUUCUCCCUGUCCUACACAGCAAGCCAGAGAAGAUCUUGCCACAAGUCGCAAUGAAUUGUCCGAUGAAAGUUGUGCUCCGCAGAUCACUGGGAGUCAGCACGAUACAUCCAACCCCAUUGCAGAGCCUUUAGAACAACUGCUUAAAACUGAUCUGGAAGACAGGUUUGCUCUGGACCCUGCUCUCGUCCAUCCAGGUGCCAUUUGUGUCAUGAUGGAUCUCUUACCGAACACAAACUGUGAAGGAAUAUCCCAGCUGUCUCUGGAGCUGCAGUACGCAGUGGCUGAUUACGUUCUGUCUCUCGUCAAAUCGGAAAGGAACCGUCAGGUCAUGUGUGAAUCUGGACUUUUGACUGUCCUAAUAAAUCGCUACAAGGAGCCAUUGGUUGAUAAUAACAAUCCAUUACACUUGCCCCUCAUCAGGACUUUUGAGAAGUUGGCUUGUCAGGCCGUUGAGCCACAAACACUGAGACAGUUCUUACGCCUUGGCGAUCCCCUGAACUGUAGAGUUGGAAAGAAGCGAAUGUGUGACUCAUCUGGUAAACAUCAAACUGAUCUCUCCUGGUGUCACGUUGAUUCUAAUGAGGGAGACUCGGUGAGGAGAGGAACCCUCAACCGGAAGGGGUCACUGAUCGCCAAGCACGGACCGAUACGAAGCUUCAGUUUAUCCCACGAGUCAAGUCAGAAGGCAAUACCACGGCACCGUGUCAUGAGCUUAGUCUCCAUGAUGUCUUCUCGCCAAUUCCAUCCAACCAAAUCGUCUACAGCUCCCUCCUUUGUGGAGUUUGACAUGUCUGUUGUUGGAUAUGGGUAUGAAACAUUGAUACCUGUAACUAAUAGCCCAUGCAGUGAUCAGUUGACACAUAUACCUGGUGUCUUCACCUGUUGCCGGGGAUUUCCACCACCUGUUGGCUUCACUUACUCCACAUGGUUCACGGUUGUCAGCUUCAGUUCUGGAUUUGACGCACAUCCAGUCCGUUUCCUCACCAUCUUCCGUCACACGUCAAAGAUGGAGAAAGAUUUCAUUUGCUUAUCCAUCAGCAUUUCAGCACCAGAGAAGCGGUUGGUCAUUUCCACUCAGGAGGAGGUGUUUGAACCCUUCGAUUGGAAUGAACCAAGCCAGGACCAACAGUCUUCUGCACUAACCUCUGUCGAGUUCAACAUCUCCAACUACUUAAUUUGUGGUCAGUGGCAGCACUUGGCUGUGGUAUUGAACAAGGACCUUCGAAGAAACACAACGGUGCUCGCAUACAUAAAUGGAAAAGCCAUAGGAACUGCUAAGAUCCAAUACAUUCAGACAUUUCCAGGGAUGCAUUUUUCCUCGGAUUCAUCAGCUGUCAUCGAUGUUCAUGGAAUUAUAGGAACUCCCCAAAUCUGGAAACAACGGUCCUCUUUAGUUUGGCGUCUCGGUCCAACUUGCCUGUUUGAAGAGGUCAUUCCUGCGCAAAGUGUUGACGUUAUUUAUCGUUUGGGACCAAACUAUUUAGGAAACUUUCAGUCUGUUUAUUUGCCUGGGAGUGAUUUAACCAAAAUAUCAGAGCCUUUAGUACUUGUGGCAGAAGAGAAGGUAUCGUUUGGUAUCAAUGUAGUGUCAUCUGAGGUGAUGACUGUGACAGACAUUAGAAUUAACUACAAUGAAGUGGACAGCCGACUGAUAUCAAGUGAGUUGGGAAUUUCGUCUCGAGAUGAUGCAAUGCCUAUUGUUCUGGCAAAAAAUAUGGCCAGCCAUCUUCCUGGUCUAGCUCGAACUAUUGGCGCACCAAUUGCAAGCUUUUUUGGAGUCAGGACGUUUUUUUCGAAUCCUGCUGCCAACUGUUUGCAGUUCGUCGGUGGUCCUGCUGUGAUAUUAGGCCUGGUUGCCAUGGCAUCUGAUGACCAUGAGAUCUAUGCAGCUGUCAAGGUCCUGAUUUCAGUUCUGAACAGCAGCACUCUGUGUGAAAAAGAGAUGGGACGCAUUAAAGGCUACAGGCUUUUAGCUCUGCUGUUAAAAACGAAAGUGAGGCUGUUAAACGCCAGAAUUUUUCAACUUAUCCUGACCAUCGUUGGAACUGCAGAGCUGGGUCAAGGAACCUCGACAAUUUGCAACGACUGUGCUUUCAGAGACCUCCUCUGUGAUUUUGAGAUUUGGCUGAAUUCUCCAGAGUUGCUUGAUCUGCUGCUUUUCAGACAUUUUGUGGAACUUCUCAAAAGCAGUGAUGGAUGUCGCAAUGCUGAAGUCAUGCACAGACUUCUGUUGAUACCGAGACUUGUCUUUCUGCUGAAUGACCCCAAUAAUACCAGGUCAAAGGUUCAUGUCAUAUGCACCAUCCUUGCAGAAUUGCUGAAAAGUUACUUUACCACAGCAGAUCUCCUAAGGAUUGGAUUAUUCCUUACUUACACUUUGCCUCCAGCUUCCAUGAAUGAAAAAUUAAUUUCACUUGAAAGAGUUUCUGAUACGUCAAUAGACGCCAUACAUCAUGUACCUGGAAGGACAAUAUGGCUAAGAAACCAACUGUUGAGAAUGCUGCUUAAUGUGUGUUCCGGUUACCUUAAUCAAAAUUCUAAAGAUCAAGAGAAAAUGUUUACUUCGCUGGGGCCUGACUGGUUCUUGCUUUUCAUGCAAGCUCAUCUUCACCCGACCACUGUAAUCCUCAGUACAAAACUACUACUCCACUUCCUGUACAAUCCCGUGCUGUUGGUCAAGUUCAAAGAUGGCAUGCCAGCAAAUGUAUGGUUGGAGAACAGUACUGCAGAGUGCAAUAUCCUGAUGGACAAUAUCAAAUCUCGACCUCAGGCCUGCAGCCAGACACUGUAUUUAGUUCCUGGAUUUGAAAUAAUGCAGAUAUUUUUGAGCCAUCAUGUUGCCAUACCUGAACUGUACCUGCUCCUGGCUGCAUUGGUUUUACAGAAACCAAUUGAUGAGAUGCCAGAGGAUUCCAAGAUGGACCUUGACAUGAUGAUUACUUGGCUCCUUGAGCAAGUGAAAUCAAAUCAGUGCGAAAAGUCUGUGAAAAUCCCGAAUGGAUUGUGUACUGAAGCUGCUUUGGUUUUGCUGGAGAUGGUGAGAGCUACAUUAAGCAAGCCAAUCUCUGCAGAUACAGAUAACUCGUGGGAGGUCACUUAUCCUGGCAGUGUGAUGCAGUUCUUUUGCCUGGUCUACCACAUGAUCCCGGAUGAGCCUUUGUGGAGGUCACCAGAGUUUCUUCAUAGCCUGGCAGCAGUUGGUUUCCCUAUGGCUGGAUCACUCUGCUACAUGGCUGAUGCUGGAGCCUUACCGCAAGAAAGUCUGACUUCUACAGCUGGUGCCCAGCCUCACUUGUCAAUACACCCUGCAAGGAAGCAAGUUUCAGAUUUUAUACACAUCCUCCUUUUGUACAGCUUUCUGAACAUUCCCGCCAACAAGCAGUUGCAUCCUAUUGAGAUUCUGUUCGAGGUGUCACCAGAGAGAGCUACUGGCAACCAGAAGCAGAGUUUUCAAACUGAGAUCCUACUGUUUGUCAUGGACAUAUUUCACGUCAUCAGUGAGGAACAAACUGUAGUGAAGGACUUGGUUGGAAAUGGCCAGAGAUCUACACGCAAGGCCACUGAGGGGAACUCAGCUACAAUGUUUGAAAAUAUCACCUAUUUCAGCCAAAAAUUUGUUGACAAGCUGUAUGCUAGAAUGUUUGAUGUGAACCCUGAAAAAAUUCUCCGUUUCUUAACGGAACAGAUUUGUAUGGUAAUGCAGCAAGCCUAUUCCCAGAAGGAUCAAAUAAUAAGCAGCCUUUACACCAGUUUGAACAGAGCCAUUCUAUAUUGUCUGUCAAGGCCAAGGAUGUUACCUUCUGACCUACUGAUCUUGCUGAACACUCUUAAGUUCCUACAAGAACAAUGGGACAUCAUUUUUGCAACGUAUAACUCCAGCUUACCUUUCACCAUUUGUCUCAUUCACUGCCUUUGUCAAAUAAAAGCUGGAAGCUAUCCUGAUGGAUUUGGCGUGGGGACAAGCACCAGAAGAGCCCCUUGGAUUUUGCAGUCAACAUUCCACAGUGAAGAUUAUGAUGGAUCCUUUGAAGCAAUGCACACUGAAGAAGCUCAAAAGGAACUUAUGGAUUUGGUUGACUGGGUGUGGAAUCAGCUUAUGUCACAGAGAAGACAGUUCCUGGAGGAUGUCUACAAGAUCGAUCUCUCGGUGAAACAGAAAUCAAGUGAGACUGCCAUGGACUUUUCUGAGGUCUCACCAUUGUGGGAAGAGUCUGCAACCAAGGCCUGGCAUCAAUAUAUAGACAUCCUGGGCAGGUGGGUAGAUGGGGAUUUCACCACUGCUAUGGAUGGGCAAAGGAAAACUGGACAAGAAUUGUUUGCCAGUCUCCACAAAGAGAACUGCCAGAUGCAGCAGUGCAUUCUGAACCAAACGUCGAAAGACUGGGCGAAGAUGGAACAACAGCUGCUUCGAGAGAGAGGAUUAUGGGGUCCUUCAUCAGGGUCACAGCAGGGUGCAUGGAUACUGGACAUGGCUGAGGGCCCCUGUCGAAUGAGGAAGAAGAUGCGACGAAACACCAUUUGCAUCAAUUAUGCUUAUAAUGCAUGUCGAGAGAAAGAGGCCAAAAGUGAAGCCAGCAAGAAUCUUGCACUCAAUUUUAGAAAUAAGGAGUUUUACAUGAAGUUAUGUUCGACAGAUGAACUUAUGGAAAGCACCAAUAAGCAAACCUACUCAGGGUUGGCGUUGAACUUGGCUGAGAGAGAUGUUGAUGAACAAGGCAGGGACUGCAGUCAGCUGACAUUCUUCCCAGCCCUGAUUGAAAGCAUCCAGUCUGAAGAUUUCUUUGAGGACUGUGUGGAGAGACAGGCCAUUCUCCAAGUUUUUGAUGCGAAAGAGAAGAUCAACGUUAAAUACUCCCUCAUUGUGGCUGACAGUCAUUUGCUGAUGGAAGGUGUUCUGCUUUUCGGGAUAAAUCACUUCUAUGUGUGUGAGAAUUUCACACUGUCUGCUUCGGAAGAUGUUUACUGUGUUAAUCACCAUCCUUCAAGUAUUAAUGAUUCCUACAUUUACGAUAUGUGCAACAAGGAGACUGGUGAGAAACGUCCGAAAUGUUCCAGAUAUUCAUACGAUGAUGUUCGAGAAAUCCAUCAUCUUCGAUUCCUCCUUCAGGACAUUGCACUCGAAGUCUUUUUAAAGAAUGGAUUUUCGAAGUUACUUAUUUUCCAUAAAAACGACAGGAAAAGGGUCUUUAAAAGCUUCUGCCAUGCUAUACCCUCUGUGAAAAAAAGCAAAACAGAUGGUCUUAAAAAUGUUGGAAAAACGGUGGGCGAGAAAGCGGUUACACAGAAAUGGCAGAAAAGAGAGAUCAGCAACUUUGAGUAUCUCAUGUAUCUGAACACUUUGGCAGGGCGAACCUAUAAUGAUCUGAUGCAAUAUCCAGUAUUCCCCUGGAUACUUGCUGAUUAUGACUCUGAGGAGUUGGAUCUGAAUAAUGCAAAGGCAUUCCGAGAUCUCUCGAAGCCCAUGGGGGCACAAAAUGAGGAGAGGAAGGAAAAGUUUGUCCAGCGGUAUUUUGAAGUAGAAAACGAUGGGGACUUAACUGCACGUUGUCACUACUGCACUCACUACUCUUCGGCAAUAAUUGUUGCUUCGUAUCUUGUCCGAAUGGAGCCCUUUACCCAGACUUUCUGCUCACUCCAGGGGGGAUGUUUCGACGUGGCAGACAGGAUGUUCUUCAGCAUCAAGAAAGAGUGGGAGUCAUCCUCCAGAGACAACAUGAGUGAUGUCAGAGAACUGAUCCCGGACUUCUUCUACCUGCCCGAUUUUCUGCUUAACCAUAAUGCCCUCGAAUUUGGGUCCAUGCAGGAUGGGACUACUCUCGGUGACGUGAUCCUUCCUCCUUGGGCUAAAGGCGAUGCUCAAGAAUUUAUCCGGUUGCAUCGAAUGGCUUUGGAAAGUGAUUAUGUCUCUGCUCAUCUCCAUCACUGGAUAGACUUAAUAUUUGGUUACAAGCAGCAGGGUUCAGCAGCAGUUGAAGCUAUUAAUGUUUUCCAUCCUUACUUCUACGAUGACCAGGUUGAUCUCCGUAGCAUCAAAGACCCUUUGAAAAAGACUACCAUCAUGGGUUUUGUCAGUAACUUUGGGCAGAUCCCUAAACAGCUGUUCACUAAAGCUCAUCCUGCACGGAAUGUCCAAGGAAAGCACUCUUCAGGAAAGGACUCUGCUGCCUCUUCACCUGCCACCCUGCCCUUCUUCUACCACUUGCCAAAUCUGAGGUCCUCUAGUGUGAAAGAGCAAUUGAAAGGAGCUGUUGGACAUAUUGUACACACGGACAAGGGUGUUCUUGCUGUGGAGAAGAAUAAAUUGCUGAUACCACCAGAUUGGAGCAAAUUAUUUUGCUGGGGAUAUGAUGACUUCAGCUGCGCUCUGGGGAACUAUGGUGCUGAGAAGACUCUAACUGUAUUUGAAUGUCUGUCGGACUGGGGGCAGUGCCUGUGUGCUGCAUGUCCAAACACGACAACUGUUAUCACCGGAGGGACAAGCAGUGUUGUCUGUGUGUGGGGAAUCUCAGCCAACAAAGACAAAGCCAAAAGCAUGAUGUUGAAAGAGGUACUUCAUGGACAUAUAGAAGCCGUUACUUGUCUGGUGGUGUCGUUAACUUACAAUGUGAUUGUGAGUGGAUCUCGUGACAGGACAUGCAUCAUCUGGGACUUUAACACACUGACUUAUGUCAACCAGCUUCAGCAACACGAAGCAACAGUUUCUGCUGUCUCCAUUAAUGACUUAACUGGUGACAUUGCCUCUUGUGCAGGGACCUUCCUCUACCUGUGGACAAUCAAUGGGCAACCAAUCGUAAGCGUCAACACGUCCUUGGAUCCAACAGAGGGGAUUCUGUGCUGCUGCUUCACUGAGGUCCAUGAAUGGGACUCACGCAAUGUUGUCGUGACAGGAUGUGCUAAUGGCAUAGUGCGGCUGUGGAAGACAGAGUUUCGAAGAUUGCAAGUAACCAAGAAUGAUGGAGGAAGGCCAGCAGAAAAGAAUGGUUACAAAUGGGAACGGCACCUGGUCCUUUGUCAAGAGCUGAGCAGAAGCACUGCACCCGCGGGGAAACAGAACCAAAGGAGUCCUGCAGUCACAGCUCUAGGCAUCUCCAGGAAUCAUGCUAAACUAUUUGUGGGUGAUGCAUGGGGCAGAGUUUACAGUUGGUCGGUUGAAGGCUGAAAUAAUAACUGCGAGUGGGAGAUCGAUGAUGAUGGGUUCCAUAAAGAUAAAACAGCCUCCAGUGAAGAAUAUAUUGGUUAAAGCAGCACCCUCUAGGAGACUUCCCUGCUGCACGAUUGUAUUUGCAUAUAUUUGGAGCAGCACGUGCUGAUUUGAACUGGUCCAGACGCAAAGUUUGGGCAAUUGUACAAGGGAAAAUUUGAUUGAAAUUAUAAUUUUUAAGCGUUAGAAAUUCAUUGGAAUUUUAUUGCAAACGACGACUCUAUGCCAUUGGAACACUUUACAUGAGUUCGCAGAAUUUGCAGCUGACUGUUCUGUGAAGUACACUUUCUCGGGCUGUAAACGGAGAAUGGAUUUUGGAAAUUUCCAACUUGACUGUGAAUUACUUGGCUUCCAGUUGCUAAUACACUGACGGCUUCGUCGACCACACUCACUAGAAAUAGUCCUGGCCACCAAGCUGCUAUUGAUACCUGCUAUCAAUAACAUGCUGCAUGUUAGUGGAAUACCUUCUGAAUGGAGGGACAUGCACAACAAUUGGAUCUUGAAGUGCAGCAGGAACCAACUUCAUUUGACACCGCUGUUAGCAAAUCAUUAAGUUGAUGCUUCAAUGUUUAGUGGCAAUCACAUUGAGUAUGAGGAUUCAAAAAACAAAGACUAAACCUUCUAAAGCAAGUAUGUGAUUCGUUAUACACUGGGAGAAUGUGCUCGUUCUGAUUUUAAACCUCUCACUUGCUGGUGUUGUCAAAUUGAUGCAUUUACAGGGGAGGACUGCUAAUCUGAGUGACGUUGGAGACAGAAAUAAUGCUCUUCAGUUUUUAAGAAAGUGAAGCGGGCCAUUCCACAUGGUAUCAGAACUAAUUCCAUUUCCCUUGAAGCUUCUUUGCAGUAUGCUCUGCAACAACAUAUAUUUUCAUACCUGCAGUCUAUUGGGAUCUGAAAAUCAGCAGAGUUGGAUGUGUCCUUUUCAAGCCUUCAUUCCUAAAGGCACUUAGCCAAGGUUGUGGCUGUAAAUUAUAUAAGAAAGGUCCAGAUUCUCAACAGCAACAGAUGUUCAGCUGGGAGUAUUGUAUGUGGGGGCAUGAAGGGCAAUUAUUUUGAGGAGAGCUGUUUUCUCACCAUAAAGAGGUGGCAGCGUAUUUGAAAUUAGGAUUACAAUUUGACAAAAGAAGCUUCUGUGAGUAGGUUGGCAGAAUUUAAAUUAGAAUACACCAAUGAGAAUUUCAGAGCACUGAGCAUCUCCGUAGAUUUAACCUAUCCUUCUCACACAGUGUAAAUUGAUAAAAAGAAACAUAUACAGCUGAGAUUUGGGUUGGCUUUAAUUUUCACUUGAUGAUCACAUCCAAUGUUUGUAUCUCAAUAGAAUGCUGUUUUCUGUAAUCAUGUAAAUACAGAUGAUCAAAUAAAGUUUGGAUAAACAGGAAGAGAAUGUGGACACA
This is a messenger RNA of Rhincodon typus (whale shark), 11766 nucleotides long. RefSeq names its product WDFY family member 4 (gene wdfy4). NCBI's taxonomy places the organism in Eukaryota, Metazoa, Chordata, Chondrichthyes, Orectolobiformes, Rhincodontidae. The record is from RefSeq and is a predicted model, not a curated record. Bases 797 to 10330 code for a protein of 3177 amino acids. The transcript has 63 exons. Gene Ontology annotation, molecular function: protein binding.